Amphiprion ocellaris (clown anemonefish) is the source of this 3539-nucleotide messenger RNA. RefSeq names its product cytohesin 1a (gene cyth1a). Gene Ontology annotation, molecular function: guanyl-nucleotide exchange factor activity. Lineage: Eukaryota; Metazoa; Chordata; Actinopteri; Pomacentridae. The record is from RefSeq and is a predicted model, not a curated record. Gene Ontology annotation, biological process: regulation of ARF protein signal transduction. The transcript is spliced from 14 exons. Bases 221 to 1510 code for a protein of 429 amino acids.
ACUAGUCGGUUAAAGUCCGUCUCUUCAAACCACUCCCUAGAGCUGGCGACAGAAACACCCUCCUUUUAUCGAGGAAAUUACACCGCUUGGUGUUUGGUAACUCGGCAAGAAUAACUUAAAAAGGUUAAGAAGCAUAUCGAUAGCUGUUGGUGGUCAACGUUUUGACUCUCGGAAGCUUCCUGAAACUUUUUUGGGCUCGGACCUGCGAAGCGCAGACAGCAUGGUGUUAAAGUCGGAAGACGGAGUAGCCAUCCGCUGUCCCACACCUCCCUGGCUAAACACAAGGCUCCUUCUCCUGUUAUCGCUAGUCUCUCAGUCUACCCUCACCUCCUCCUACCCAGUGCCAGACGACCUCACCCCAGAGGAGCAGCAGGAGCUGGAGAAUAUCCGCCGGCGCAAGCAAGAGCUGCUGGAGGACAUUCAGCGGCUAAAGGAUGAGAUAGCAGAAGUGACUAGUGAGAUUGAGAACCUGGGUUCCACUGAGGAGAGGAAAAAUAUGCAGAGGAAUAAACAGGUGGCCAUGGGCCGAAAAAAAUUUAACAUGGACCCCAAAAAGGGAAUCCAGUUCCUGAUUGAGAAUGACUUGCUGAAGAAUACCAGCGAUGACAUUGCUCAAUUUCUCUACAAGGGUGAGGGCCUCAACAAAACAGCAAUUGGAGAUUACCUUGGAGAGAGAGAUGAAUUCAAUAUCCAGGUCCUCCAUGCCUUUGUGGAGCUUCAUGAAUUCACAGACCUCAACCUGGUUCAGGCCCUAAGACAGUUCCUGUGGAGUUUUCGGCUACCGGGAGAAGCCCAGAAGAUUGACCGCAUGAUGGAGGCCUUUGCUCAACGCUACUGCCAAUGCAACCCUGGUGUUUUCCAGUCCACAGACACCUGUUACAUCCUGUCAUUUGCCAUCAUCAUGCUAAACACCAGCCUCCACAAUCCGAAUGUGAAAGACAAGCCAACUGUGGAACGAUUCAUCUCCAUGAACAGAGGCAUAAAUGAUGGAGGAGACUUACCUGAAGACCUGCUCAGGAAUCUGUAUGAGAGCAUCAAGAACGAGCCUUUCAAAAUUCCAGAAGACGAUGGCAACGACCUCACACACACUUUCUUCAAUCCAGACAGAGAGGGUUGGCUGUUGAAACUGGGGGGACGAGUUAAAACCUGGAAGAGGAGGUGGUUCAUCCUCACAGACAACUGUCUGUACUACUUUGAGUACACCACAGACAAAGAGCCCAGAGGAAUCAUCCCACUGGAGAACCUGAGCAUCAAGGAAGUGGAAGAUAAGAAGCCUAACUGCUUUGAGCUUUUCAUUCCUGACAACAAGGACCAGGUCAUAAAAGCCUGUAAGACUGAGGCUGACGGACGUGUUGUGGAAGGCAACCACACCUUCUACCGUAUCUCUGCCCCAACUGCUGAGGAAAAGGAGGAAUGGAUGAACAGCAUCAAAGCAGCCAUUAGCAGGGAUCCCUUUUACGAGAUGCUGGCAGCGAGGAAGAAGAAGGUGUCAUCUAUGAAGAGGCACUAGAGCUGCUCGACUCUCCCGACGUUGCACUUGACAUAGCGAAGGUGGGAGGGGGGUUCCGAAUGUCUGCUCACCUUUUCGGUGCUGGUGCAGAGGCCAUGGCUGAGGUCUGCCUCAGACCUCUCCAAGGGAUAACUUUAGGAUGCAUACCAGAUCUGGCUUUUGGACCCUGCGCCAGAAAAACAGGAAGCAUGCUGGGGUUUUUAGAUAAGAGACAGGGAAAAAGGCUCCCCUAACCUCCUGUCUGAAUGUCUCUCUCUUACUCUUACAGCUUUGUUUGUGCUCUCUGUCUAUGAAGCCUGGAAGGGAAACUUGCUCUGUAACUCAGCAAAAUUCGUUCUGAAGAUGCUUUAAAAAAAUACCACAGUUCCCAUAAACAUCAAAUACAUAUACAACAUACAUACACUCAUGCAGUCCCCCGUCGCACACAUCGUUUUUAACUCAGCAGGUCUGACCGAGUGUGGCAACCCAACCAAAAUAUUCCUCACUGUCUGAAAGAAAAUACCUUUUCUGAUGUGCUUUAAUAUGUUUUGGUAAUACGUGUCUAUUUUUACAGCUUUUAGUGUCAAUUCCUCCUGAAUAUUUUUUGUUUGCUUUUGUAAAAUAUAAUGGUCUUGCAACAGAAACUGCAGAGGGAUCAUUGUGGGAGGGAGGGGGGAUUAUCAUUUGCCAACUGUUGAUAAUUUUAUAGAAAAAAACAAAACAAAACAAACCUUCUUCGUUUAAAAAAAACAAAAAACAAAAAAAAACAAGUUGCCACUCAGGAGAUUGUUACAAUGUUUUGAAAAUUCUCAUGUCGGGUUGACUUGGAUCCUGUUCACAACAGGACAGCCAUGCAAGGAAUAAAAGACUCGGCAGAGUCUCAGACUGAACCGAUUUUUAGUAAUAUGAGCCUGCAGUGAGGAUGUCUGUUUGUCUGGACAGGGUCUCAGCAUUUGAUCUGAUUGUCAGUGUUCAUUUCCUGAAGGCCCUGGAGAUGCAUUCUGGGGAUUAGUGUCCUUUAAAGAGCCGAGAGUGUUUCACCUUGGGCUUCUGAGGUCUUAGGUUGUCUAGAAAAUACAACUGUCAGCCCCUUUUUUGUUUUCCUGUACAUUUUCUCUUCUUCUCUCACCUUGUCUCAAACACAAGACCACUUUCUGUUACUGUAUCAUACAAAAGUAAUUUAAACAUUAGAAAAGUUGCUUUACUGCUGCACAGUGCCUGGUGCUCUAGAUGAAAUGUGAUGAGAAAUGCUGCUGGUUAGCGACAUUAAUUCAGUUUUUCUUUUCCUGAUCAAUAAAAGAAUUUUUGUUUCCUACCUUUCAAAAUCUUGUUCUUUUUAGAGGGUUACCUUUUUAACAGUAGGCCCUAAUACUUGUGCUUCCGGUUGUUUAUAUCUAAGUUUGUGUCUUUACAUAGUUUGACAUUGUUCUAGAGGCUUUAAAGGAGCACAGAUAAAUGUGUGGAUUAUUGAAGCUAUGCCUGGAAAAGAAAGGAUUGUCCCCGUCUCAGGAUCCAAUGUUUGAUGUGAAACAAUACAGGACUACUUUUUGUAUCAGGAAUGUACUGCAGUGAACCAAAAGAUAGAGGACAGGACGGCUGAUCGGACGGUCACACUGCAGCAGUGAUACGUCAAAAAGCAAAAAAAAAAAAAAAAAAAAAAAAUGUGUUGAGGCACAAUUUUACAAAUGCAGUCUGAGCUGUACAUCAAGCAGUUGUCUUUUCUACUCUUGUCUACAGUUGUGUCAUCUGUGCCUGCUGUUCAUAAUCCUUUCUCCCUGCCGGUUCUGUUUCAUGGGUCUCUUCCUCUCCGCUCCUCUCAGCGCACUACUCCUAGAGGAUAAAGUAAAAAUGCAAAACAAUCAUAAUUCUAGGCAGUAUUGGUUUAUUUAUCAAAGUUGUACAUAUUUAAAUGUAUAGUGGGUAUUUUGUCCUCAUGUUGUUUCUGAUUAGUUUUGCCAUUUUCCUUUGAUAUACUGUCAUAAUGUUUGAUUUAAGGUUUCUAUCAAUGCCAUUUAAUCAAGCUGAAAUAAAGACAAACCUGUCACAAUGA